CUCAUAAUUAAAUCUUUUAUGUGUUUUGUUGGGUGCGGAGCAAUUUUAGCAGUCAAAUUGAAAGUACCAAAAGAAAAUUUCGAAGUUCAGGGUAAAACAAAAUUUGGAUUGACCAUUUAUGGACAAAAAUUGAACAAUAAGCGAGGAUCACUUUGUCUGCAGGUGGAAUUGGAAUAGCUUUUGGUUACGAAAAUAUAAAAAGGAACAAUGGCCAACGUUUGCGAACCUUUAACUCUGGCGAAAGAUGUGAAACGAUCGAUCGAGCUGUUGGAGAAGCUGCAGAUGAGCGGAGAGGUUCCGGCUACCAAGCUGGCCGCCCUGCAAAAGGUGCUGCAAAGUGACUUCCUGAAUGCGGUCCGCGAGGUGUACGAGCAUGUGUACGAAACGGUCGACGUUCAGGGAUCGCUGGAUGUGCGUGCUUCCGCCACGGCGAAGGCCACAAUCGCAGCAUUUGCGGCCAGCGAGGGUCACGCACACCCGCGCGUUGUCGAACUGCCCAAAACCGACGAAGGUCUAGGAUUCAACGUUAUGGGUGGCAAGGAGCAGAACUCACCCAUCUACAUUUCCCGUAUCAUCCCCGGUGGCGUGGCCGAUCGCCACGGUGGUCUGAAGCGGGGCGAUCAGCUGCUUUCGGUCAAUGGAGUCUCAGUCGAGGGCGAGAACCACGAGAAGGCCGUUGAGCUGCUCAAGCAAGCCGUGGGAUCGGUCAAGCUGGUCGUCCGAUACACUCCCAAGGUGCUGGAGGAAAUGGAGAUGCGUUUCGAUAAGCAGCGUGCCGCCAGAAGGCGCCAACAAUACUAGGUCAUGAUCUCCCCGGUUACAUGUUUGCCAUGUUAUGUUUAAAGAAAAAAAUCAAUCACUUUCGAAGCAAAAGUGUAAUUGUAAUACCAAUCUCGAUCGAUAUUCGCAACUUAGCAAGGAUUUCUCAUAUUUUCAUACAAAAACUACUCCGUUUCUCACAGUCGAGGGAAUAUUUAUGGAAUCAUUUCAUCGCGUAACUGUCUUCGUAGAAUCAUCCAGCUACCGAAUGCCCAUUUUAAAUAGAUGCUAUUUACAAUUUAUGUUACUCAGCAGUACUCUAUAUGUUAUGAAACAAGAAAAACGUUUGUCAAAAUAAACCUUGAAUGUCACGUUGACUGUGUAAGAAUCCCAAAA
Messenger RNA from Uranotaenia lowii, 1155 nucleotides. It is a transcript of the gene veli, whose product is annotated as protein lin-7 homolog C. The coding region runs from base 208 to 801 and encodes 197 amino acids. The record is from RefSeq and is a predicted model, not a curated record. The transcript has 4 exons. Gene Ontology annotation, biological process: neurotransmitter secretion; protein localization to basolateral plasma membrane; maintenance of epithelial cell apical/basal polarity. Gene Ontology annotation, molecular function: protein binding. NCBI's taxonomy places the organism in Eukaryota, Metazoa, Arthropoda, Insecta, Diptera, Culicidae. Gene Ontology annotation, cellular component: synapse; basolateral plasma membrane; cell-cell junction.